Molecule: messenger RNA, 4173 nt
Organism: Perca flavescens (yellow perch)
Lineage: Eukaryota; Metazoa; Chordata; Actinopteri; Perciformes; Percidae
Gene: zcchc7
Product: zinc finger, CCHC domain containing 7
Exons: 11
Coding region: 441-2417 (658 amino acids)
Biological process (GO): nuclear polyadenylation-dependent CUT catabolic process; nuclear polyadenylation-dependent snRNA catabolic process; nuclear mRNA surveillance of mRNA 3'-end processing
Cellular component (GO): TRAMP complex
Molecular function (GO): RNA binding; zinc ion binding
Source: RefSeq, a predicted model, not a curated record
ACGCAUAUUAAUGUUAAAAAACCUCAUUAAGUCAAAUUGUCAUGCCAUGGGACCUUUAAGAGAACUAAAAACACGUCAAUCAUGACGAUUGUAGCCGAUCAAAUUCCCUUUUCAUACAAGUAACACCCCAGAGCCAGCUGUCACAUGCAUGUGUUUUGUGAGAAAGAAAAAAACAUCAACAACGUUUGAAUUCAUGUAAAAGCAGGACGGAGUGAAACGUUACGGUCGGCCAACCGAUUUUCCUCUGACAAACCCGGAAGUUUUUUGUCUGUCUCCCCUCUGGCUGGAAGCAGGCAGGCGAGCAGCUCCUGUGACAGUAACCUCUCCAUUUUUUUGGAUAAAGUCCGCUUCAGCCUCCGAGCUCACCAUCACCAUCUCCCCAGGUGUGAGUGUUAGUAAGGUGUGUGCAUGUGUGUGUGGAUUGAGUGUGUUUUGGGGUGAUGUACUGUACCUACCAGGAUCGGAAGGAGUUGGAGGAUGAUCUCUAUCAAGAGGAUGAAGGGGACUCUGAGGGGUCAGAGGCCAACAGCGAGCUGGAGUUCCACCUCUACAGCCAGCUCCACUACUCUUCUAAUGCCGGGGUGUUAGAGGAGCAGGAGGAUAGAGGAGGAGAGAAGGCGGAGGGCCAGAACAGCCAGCAGCUUGAGGUGCCUGAGAAGACUGUAGAUGUUGACGGAGAACAGGAACAGACUGGAGAAAGUAGGCCUCCGUCACCUGAUUUGAGCGAGUUACUGCAGCACCUGAAGAACAAGAAGGGAGAGAAACCUGAUAAACAGAAGAAGGGAAAAAGUGACCCUAAAGGUCUGAGGUCGUCGUCAUCAUUUUUUGAGGAGGUCAUUGUGAUUGACUCCAGCCCUGAUGUCAUCUCCAUCUCUGAUGAUGACACUACCGAUGAUGAUAAAGGGGUCUGCGCAUUAAAGGGCCGAGGCUUAAACCAGCGGCAGACUUCUACCCCGGCCCAACAGGGAACCCAGAAAAGGAGUCUCCGUGUGCCAGUGACUGUGGACUCCAGCAGCUCCGAGUCAGAUUCAGAAGAGUCGGAAUCAAAGUCUGAGUCGUCAGAUUCUUCCGAUUCUGAUGGUCUGGAGAACUGGAUGAUCCUGGGUCCAGGGAAGCAGGAUGGAGACCAUUCCAUCUCUCUCAACCUAAAGGGAGGGUCUGACAGCAACACAGAUGUUGAAGAAGAAGUGGGCGGCUGGUUGGUUUCUUCCAAGGACAAAGAGGCUCGGAUCUAUAACAAAGACAAGGGUGCCAGGAUAAUGGUGUCAAACAGAUACUAUACUAACAAGAUCGUCCAGUGUAGAAACUGCAACAAGAACGGACAUCUCUCCAAGAACUGCCCUGAGCCCAAAAAGUUGCCGCCCUGCUUCCUUUGUGGCAACCCAGGCCACCUGGUCAGUGGAUGUCCCAAUAAGCACUGCAACAACUGCGGCUUGCCUGGGCACCUCUUCAAUUCCUGCCGCGAGAGAGCGUACUGGCGCAAACAGUGCGAACGCUGCAGCAUGACGGGGCACUUCUCUGAAGCUUGUCCAGAGAUAUGGAGACAGUAUCACAACUCGACUAAGGAAGGUCCUCCUGUAAAGCAGCAACGAAAAGAACACCGGAGUCGACACCAGCCCUUCUGCUACAACUGCUCCAGGAAAGGACACUAUGGCCAUGCGUGUAAACUGCAGAGGAUGUUCAAUGGGCCUUAUCCCAGCACCCCAUUCAUUAACCACUAUGACACUGUAAAGGACAUCAAAGGCAGACAAGACUGGAUAAUGUCGAAGGUUAAAGAACUGAAGAAAAAUGGCUUUUUACCUGCCUGUUCUCAGACCCCUCUCACUCCAGGACCGCCAAAGAAGAAACUGAAAAUCAGCCAUCACAAAAGUAACCCCCAGCCUUACCAUACACCUCACCAAAGCCCAAACAAGCCGACCCCCAAAUCCAGCCAUAUCUUUUUUAAUGACAACGAUGACUUUGGGUCAGCAGCACCCAAAACGAAUAAGAACAAUAAGCACCAACAACAGAAAGGCACUAGCAAUGUGAAACCGUGGAAACCCAAGAGACCAGUGCCCACCUCGAAAGACCCUCACCCACCAACUAAACUCAUUUUGGAUGAAGCAGAUGACUUUCCCAGAGGUGGGGGCAAAGGAGAGGAUAUAGUGAAGAAGAGGAAUAGGUUGAAGAAAACGAAGCAAGUUCCUUUAGCGCAACCAGAAGGACACAGAAAGAGCAGACCAGACCGUCUCUGUUGGACUGUAACUGGAGAGAUGCAGGGGUCAGUGUCAAAGCAAGAGAAAGGAAAGAGGAAAAAGAGAAAUCGAGCCCGGAAGAGCACUGACAAAAAGGAUGCUGCACAGAUGUACCCAACAGAUGAGAACCUGUUUAUCAUCAAACAGAAGAAGAAACGCAACAGAUAUAAGGAAUCUGUUUGAGGUGUAGGAGUCAGGGUCUGCCGGGGCAGUGAUCUUCAUGACCAGUACAUAUAGUACAUAUAGUAUGUCCUUGUGACAUUUGGGGACUUGUCAGACAUUCUGUUGACUCAGGUGCUUUAUGAGGUGCACAGGCCUUUUUUUAACGGAAGAUGUUUUGCCAUGUCACAGAAGGAAAAGCACAGGUGUAAAUAAUAAAAUGAAUGAUGGCUGAAUUGAUCUGCUUCAGUUUCAGGGUCCUGGUAAUGUGCAUGCUGACUCAUUGUCACACUGUCGGGGCUUACUGGGACACUUGAAUAGAACAAAGCCAUUGUUCGGUUCACAAUUUUUGAAGUCUGUCUUAAAGGUAUAAUAUGCAGUAUUUUACCGGUUUUGUUUUUUUUCUCUUAUUUUUCUGUGUGCGGGACGUUUAUAGGCGUCAGCAAAGAGCCUUUGGGCCCCACGUGAAUGUGGAACCCCCAGGCAGUAACCUCGGCAUCUCAUACCGACGCAAAAGUUUAACCAACACAGACACAAACAGGAUAAAACUCUGCAUUCACACAAAAUCCAGCAAUGUGGAACCUUCCCGCAGAGGUGUGGGUGUGUUUAUUUGUGCUCCAGAACGUUAUAUCCGUGAAACAAUCAGAAAUAACUUUUUAUUCCUCUGAUUCACGGUUUUCUUCGACGCUCCCUCUUCUACGCUGGCCAGGGAAACAACAGGAGGGGAUUUUGUACCGAAAAGAGCGUAACAUUGGAAGAUAUCCACUUGAUUUGUCUAACUCAGACAAAAAACGAUACAAACCUACAUUGGAAACGCUUUUGAUUAUAACAAGCAAAACUUGUUUUAAUGUUCAUAUGGGCAACUAACUAUCGUUUUAAGACAAAAAAAAAAGUGAAGUUAUCCUGUAUUAAUUAGCUACACCUGUACUUUCCCUACAGUGAUCAAAAUGGCUGCUGUCUCCUGUGGUCAGUGUGAGAAUUAUAGCCCCUAUUCAAACAGUGGCAUAAUUUUCACAAUGAAGUCACUGUUAAUAUAUAUGGAGAUAGACAAUUAAGAACCCAGUUAAGAGUUCAGUUCACAGUCUGUUCACAUUAGUUUCUGCACAUGGCAAAAUUUGAAUUGAAAACAGACUUUGCUCAGUGAAGUAGAUCAUUUCAUAGUGCCUCUGCUCUGAACACAUAUUCUUAAAGUUGUUGCUGCUGUUUGCAGUUGGAAUCAAAGGAUGACGGAUUUAAAAAAAAUACUUUUGAAAAUGGUUCUCUUUUAUUUAGAACUGAAGAUAUGCCUUUUUUCUAUAACACUCAUUAAUUCGUUCAUCAUCAUCUAAACAUUUUAACAUACUGUAAAUACCUCCUAUUACACAUCAUGUUUGAUUCAAUUCUGCAGAUAGUCUCCUCACCAGUUCUUUUGUGAUCUGCAUCACGGACAUGCAGCCCUGGCAGUAUUAACUUUUAACCCUUCCUAUUUAAAUUCAGUUGUACAUGGUCUUAUUUGUUAUGGUUUUAACAUGAUGAAACCUUAUUAACAUAACAUGAAAGAUUAUGAGACGGUUCCAUGAUAACACCUAGCUACCUGAAGCACUUGGAAAAUUACAACUUGAAUCUGCUCUGUCUGACUAAGUUCUGUGAUUCAGGAAGAGAAAUUCAUUGCAUUAGUUUUGUGCUUCAUCUAAGACCUGUUUACACUGGUCCAUUCAGUAACUGUUGCAUAAUUAUUCACAUUGCAUUUAUGAUGUAAUUUAUGAUGAUACAUUAAAAUAAUUUGGUUCCAGUCCCUAAA